UGGCAACGCUGAUCAAUCUGUAUCUCUGUGAGAGGAAGUAAACAAACCAGAAACCAAUGUAAAAUAAAUGUGUGCGCAGGAUUUCGCGAAAUGAUAAGGACCUUUGCACCCUCCCGUCCAGCUCUGCAGCCUUGAAGAUAACAGAAUCGAUAUGAUGCACGUGGGGCCGAAGAAUGGGCGUGGAGGCGGCGGCGACCGUUCCGCUUUCAGGCGUCCCGUCCUCAUCGGCGUGUCUGGCGGGACGGCGUCCGGCAAGACGACUGUCUGCUCUCGGAUCAUGGAGCGGCUGGCCGAGGAGACUGCCGAGAAGCAUAUCACUUGCAUUUGCCAGGACAGUUUUUACCGGGAGCUUGGCGAGGCUGACCUGGCGAAAGCCAGAAAGGGCAAUUUUAACUUUGACCAUCCUGAUGCCUUUGACAAUGAACUCAUGCUGAGGACCCUAACUAGUCUGUUGGAGGGGAAGAGCUGUUUUAUACCCGAGUACGAUUAUACCAAGCAUUCAGUGAGUGGGAUGACAUCCAUAAACCCUUCUGACGUGAUCCUGGUGGAAGGCAUUCUAAUCUUCUACUACCCAGAGCUGCGGAAUCUCUUCCAGCUGAAACUCUUCGUGGACACAGACGCAGAUACAAGACUAGCCCGGAGAGUGAUUCGAGACAUUAAAGAGCGCAAAAGGGACUUAGACACAGUCAUUAACCAAUACACGAGAUUUGUGAAACCUGCAUUUGAAGAGUUUUGCCUGCCGACCAUGAAAUACGCGGAUGUGAUCAUUCCGAGGGGUGGCGAAAACACGGUCGCCAUCAACCUGAUUGUCCAGCACGUCUGGAAUAUUUUGCAGGAGCAAGAGGACAAGGGAACAAGGGAGCAAAACUAGUUCACUUAAGUUUGCCUUUUUAAAUAUAUAUUAACAAUUAUUGACACAAUUGCUAGUUAAAAAAGACUGAUCGGUAAGCAGGACCAAAUAGAAAUAAUUAUACAAUGUUUGAUUAUUAUAUUGUAUAUCACACUUUGAAAAUUGAUAAAAAUUUCAAAACUUUACACUGGCAUCAAGUCAUUCUCAAUGUCUUCGUCGAGAAUGUCAUCUGCUAUGUUUCUGCCAGAGGUUUGCGGUCUCACGCCAACUGCUGUUUUGUCUGAAACUAAUAAAUUAACUCAUUUGGUUGAUUAUUGUUAAAUAA
This is a messenger RNA of Cloeon dipterum, 1175 nucleotides long. RefSeq names its product uridine-cytidine kinase 2-B-like. Gene Ontology annotation, molecular function: ribosylnicotinamide kinase activity; ATP binding. NCBI's taxonomy places the organism in Eukaryota, Metazoa, Arthropoda, Insecta, Ephemeroptera, Baetidae. The coding region runs from base 152 to 871 and encodes 239 amino acids. The record is from RefSeq and is a predicted model, not a curated record. Gene Ontology annotation, cellular component: cytoplasm. The transcript is spliced from 4 exons.